Molecule: messenger RNA, 1086 nt
Organism: Durusdinium trenchii
Lineage: Eukaryota; Dinophyceae; Suessiales; Symbiodiniaceae
Source: the annotation of a GenBank genome assembly
AUGAACCACACGCCGGGAGCAAGUUGUUGCAGACACACUCAGCUUCACCAAUGUGCUGGAGCAGCGCCACAGCACAGAGGGCUGGCAAUGCAAGAUGCAGAUCGGGCGGUAUGCGCUGCACAUCCAUACUUGCCCCUCAUCGCCGUCAGCACAGGCGAUGGCGAGCUCUUGCUCUACGACGCUGCGUCAUGGCAGAAGCUGCGAGCCGACGCUUGCGUCGGAUGCCUUCAGCUAGCAUGGCACCCUCGGAGGCCCAGCGUGGCGGUGCUGCGACGGUCGACGCUGCAGAUCUUCUCCUCCGAGAGGACAGACGAUUUCCACUUCCGCAGCUACACUGUGACACUCCCUUGUUCUGCCUCAGCCGUUUGCUGGGCGCGGACGCAGCUGCUGCUCGGGGGAGAGAAGUUAUGUGCUUGCUCUCUGGAUGCCAGAUUCAGCUGCAUCGGAGAGCCCGAAGUUCAACCGGUGGACGAUCCCAUCGUCGAGCUGCAGAUGGAGCCUUCCGAGCGCUGGGCCGCCUCUGUGCACCGCAGCGGCUGGUUGUUGGUUUGGUGGGCCGAAGAGAAGGCAUCAGGCUCCCGCAGGCAGCCUUUGAUGGGUUGCUGCACAGAGGCUUUGGAAAAAGACUGUGUUGCGGCUCGCUGGGCCCCUCGAAGGAGGUGUCCACCUUGCGCAGCCCUCUUGGCCGCCCAAAAUCAACACGGCACGGUCACUGUGUGGCGGGAGUCUUCAUUUGAUGAAGGCUGCUGUCUAGUGGCAGAGGCACGCUGGAGCAUCCCUGGGUUCAAUGCACUCAGUUGGGUGGUCCCUGCUGAUUGGGAGUGCGAUUCAGAGGACGUCGACUGGUGGGAGGACAAAGUGCCAUUGCGACCCACACAGCACGGAGUGGCUGCGAACACAGCUCUUUCCGCCAGCCUGGUGGUGUUGGGCGUAGACGGCCUGACCCUUUUUUCAUUGGAGUCUGCUAAUGCAGCCUUGCCACUGCAGUGUCGCAGAAGACAGAUCGCUGGCUGCCCAUCAGUGGCCAUGCCAAGCCUUUGCAGCAGCCAGACCUUCAGUGUCGGAGGAGGAUUUCCAAACUACUGA